AGCACGCCCCUCCUCUUCCGAUCUUCCCUCCCCUGCCGGACCUUCGUCGGCCGGCGCGUCUCCAGGUUCCAGGCUUUGCAGCUCCGCGUCGGCCUCGCCCAUGGAGCUCGCGGUGAGAGCCGCAGCGGCUUCCUGCUCCUCCUCCUCCCACGCGUCCCCUGCCGCCUUGGCCGCAGCCCAGGCCUGCCGCCGCCGGCUCGCCGUGUGGCCGUCGCACUCGACCCGAAGAUCAAAACCGAGCAGAAUGAUGCUUCAAAAAAUCAAAAAGCGACAUGUUUGGAUGCCCUGUUUGCUAUGAACCACUGAUAAGGAAAGGGCCGUCAGGCAUGAAUCUGCCAGCGAUUUAUAUGUCAGGAUUUAAAUGUUCAAAAUGCAACAAGUCAUUCACCAGCAAAGAUAUCUUCUUGGAUCUCACUGUCACCUCAGGCAUGAAAGAAUACAGUGAACUGAAGCCUGCUAGGACUGAGCUGUUCAGGAGCCCGCUCGUCUUCUUUCUUUACGAGAGGGGGUGGCGUCAGAACUUCAAUCGGAGUGGCUUCCCUGGCCACGAUGAAGAGUUUGCAAGCUCUGGGGCAUACUCAUCUGUGAUUGCUUUGGACUUUUCUGAGAAUAUCCUCCGCCAAUGCUAUGACUACAUCAAACAAGAAGAAAACCGUAUGAACAAGAACCUCGCUCUCGUAAGGGCUGAUAUUUCGAGCUCCCUUUUGCUUCAUGUUCAAUUGAUGCCAUUCAUGCUGGAGUUGCUAUCCACUGCUGGCCAUCCCCUUCAAAUGCAAAAUGCAGGCCAGCUCCAUUUUUAUCGAAAUGAAACCAAGCAUCCAACUAGUCAUGCAUUGUGUCUAGCAUUAAUAUGUGAGCUGAUCGAUCAACACAGUAAAUAUAUAUACCUGGCUUGGGAGAGGAUCAGCGAAGAUGGGUGCCCAAAUGUCUACUUGUUCCAUUGUGUCAGUGAGAAGCUACCACACUUGCCCAAUGUAGGAAACUGAAAAUCAUGGCAGAAGUCAAUGUGCUUAUUUAAUAGUCCCUCCAUUCACAAAUUGAUGAUGUUUUGGAUAUUUCAAUAUGGACUACGUACGGACUGAAAUGAGUUAACAAACAUACUAAAACAUGUUUAUAUAAAAAAUCUGAUUCAGAAAAAAGUUAGAACAUGCAUCUUGUAUUUUCUUUCUUUACUUUUGAGAAUGAACAUCUUGAAUUUGUGAACGGAGGUAGCACUACAUACUGUAAAUUACUUGUUCCAUCCAGUAAUACAUACUGUACAUGGAUGGUAA
Triticum dicoccoides is the source of this 1271-nucleotide messenger RNA. RefSeq lists its product as uncharacterized. Gene Ontology annotation, molecular function: methyltransferase activity. Lineage: Eukaryota; Viridiplantae; Streptophyta; Magnoliopsida; Poales; Poaceae. Gene Ontology annotation, cellular component: chloroplast. The transcript has 6 exons. The record is from RefSeq and is a predicted model, not a curated record. Bases 273 to 986 code for a protein of 237 amino acids.